UUUUUAUUUAUUUUUUUGUAGAGACGGCGUCUCUCUAAGAUGCCCAGGCUGGUGGCCGGUGUCGAACUCCUAAGAUGAAGCGAUUCUCCCCGGCCUUGGCCUCCGCGCCUCCUAAAGCGCCAGGUAUGAGCCACCGCGCCUGGCCUACAAGUGCAUUUUAAUUAAAGUAUUAUUAAUGUCUUUGCCUGAAGAAAUUCGCUUUUAAAUUGUGACUUAUCUUUCACCCAAAAAUCAAAGCACAAUUCAGCCCCGAGGCGGGGGCGGUAGGAGCUGGGCGGGGCGGGGGCAGGGAAAGACCAGGAGCAGAGAUUCAAAAAGAGUAAGAGGGCAAAAUGUGCAUAAUGCAUCUUCACAGGUAAGAGCCUGGCCAGGCUCCUGUUUUAAUGGCUUCCUCCUGAAGAAGAUUCAAGCAGAGUGUAAGAUAUUUUCGGAAAGUAGGGCAUUUUGAAAGCAUUUCAUAAUCUCUCAAAACCGGAGACUGCUCCUGUCCCACCUCGUUAGAGAAAACAGCGAUGCUCAAAGGCAACCUCCUUCCUGACAUUGCCUGGUAGGACGCGACGUGGUGUUUGCCCGCGCGGAAUGCGGACGCAAGGCUGCUCCUAGGUCUCGGGGACGCGCCAUCCCCAUUUCCGCUCGCGGAGGCGUAGGGUCCGGGCGCGGGACCCCAGUCGACCUUGACUGGCGGCGCGACCUUGAGGCCUGCGUUCGCCUCAGUUGCCCCCUCUGUGCAAUGGGGAGACACGCCUCAUCGCUUGACAACGGCCGAAGAGCCGCCGCGCUUCCGUCUCCCGCGUGCGCGCGCCAUGCUGCCCACCCCUGUUCCGCACUGACCCUCCCCCGUGCCCCGCGUCCCGUACUGCCGCCCCGCCCCGAGUCCCCUGCCGCAGCCACCGCGACGGAGCCCGCAGGCGGGAACCUGCCUCCGCGCGUUAGCGCGCACGCGCGCCUCAUGUGUCGUCCCCAUCAGCGCCGGCUUCCGUCUAUAGGCCAGAUGUACUGUCACUCUGGCGAAGUCGCAGACCCGAUUGGCCGGGACGGAGGCGCGAGACCGGGUUGCGGGCGGGGCCGAACGUGGUAUAAAAGGGGCGGGAGGCCAGGCUCGUGCCGUUUUGCAGACGCCGCCGCCGAGGAAAACCGUGUACUAUUAGCCAUGGUCAACCCCACCGUGUUCUUCGACAUUGCCGUCGACGGCGAGCCCUUGGGCCGCGUCUCCUUUGAGCUGUUUGCAGACAAGGUCCCAAAGACAGCAGAAAAUUUUCGUGCUCUGAGCACUGGAGAGAAAGGAUUUGGUUAUAAGGGUUCCUGCUUUCACAGAAUUAUUCCAGGGUUUAUGUGUCAGGGUGGUGACUUCACACGCCAUAAUGGCACUGGUGGCAAGUCCAUCUAUGGGGAGAAAUUUGAAGAUGAGAACUUCAUCCUAAAGCAUACAGGUCCUGGCAUCUUGUCCAUGGCAAAUGCUGGACCCAAUACAAAUGGUUCCCAGUUUUUCAUCUGCACUGCCAAGACUGAGUGGUUGGAUGGCAAGCAUGUGGUAUUUGGCAAAGUGAAAGAAGGCAUGAAUAUUGUGGAGGCCAUGGAGCGCUUUGGGUCCAGGAAUGGCAAGACCAGCAAGAAGAUCACCAUUGCUGACUGUGGACAACUCGAAUAAGUUUGACUUGUGUUUUAUCUUAACCACCAGAUCAUUCCUUCUGUAGCUCAGGAGAGCACCCCUCCACCCCAUUUGCUCGCAGUAUCCUAGAAUCUUUGUGCUCUCGCUGCAGUUCCCUUUGGGUUCCAUGUUUUCCUUGUUCCCUCCCAUGCCUAGCUGGAUUGCAGAGUUAAGUUUAUGAUUAUGAAAUAAAAACUAAAUAACAAUUGUC
Molecule: messenger RNA, 1859 nt
Organism: Pan troglodytes (chimpanzee)
Lineage: Eukaryota; Metazoa; Chordata; Mammalia; Primates; Hominidae
Gene: PPIA
Product: peptidylprolyl isomerase A
Exons: 5
Coding region: 731-1648 (305 amino acids)
Biological process (GO): protein folding; protein peptidyl-prolyl isomerization
Cellular component (GO): cytoplasm
Molecular function (GO): peptidyl-prolyl cis-trans isomerase activity; cyclosporin A binding
Source: RefSeq, a predicted model, not a curated record